AUGAACACAAACGACCAGCCUCCAUCCUCCGAGGCCUUACGUUCAACAGCCACCCCAAUCGCACGAGUCUCGACCGACUUUCAUUGUCUUGCGGAGAAGUCGAUCCACUCAGUCGUCACGCUACUAUGGCCGUAUUCAUCGUCCACCAAGUCGCUCAGCCUUCUCCUCGCCGAGCCUGAUUUCCGUCUUCGCCGGUCGAACGGACAAGUAAAGGUACUAUUUCAUGGCCAUAUCGCGGAGGAAGUCGCUAAAACGCAUAUUGGGAUUGGCGACAAGGUCUAUCUGAGCUUGAAUGGGUCGAGGUUGGUGGAAAGCAAUGGGGUGGCCCAAACGCCUGGGAGUCGCUCCUUGUCGGAGCUCCAUUUCAAUGCUUCGGUAUUCUUCGAGGUCUGGCGCGACUCCAAGCUCCUGACUAUUGUCAAAGUCGAUCGCUCCUCGUCACCACCCCCUUCAAAUGACAUACCCGCAACUCCAAGUACACCAAUUACAAAUGGGAACACAUACAUGGCCGGGCCGCUUGGCUCAUCCUCAUGGAAAUCCCCGGCUUUUUUCGAGCGGUCACGGAAAUCCUUCGGUCUUGCAGAUACUGCCUUCGACCCUUUUGCGGAGGAGGAUGGCUAUGUACCAGGUAAAGGGAGGAAACGGCCGAGAUUUAGCAUGCGAAGCAACGAAUGGCGCGUUAUUGAUGAGCCGGAAAGCCCUGGGGAGAAGGAGUUGCCGGAUUGGACGGUCAUAUUUGACGAAGAACUGGCGACUGGGUCGGAUGCCGGCGAGGAAAACACAACUCAGGCUCGAGAUGUUGAGGAAAGCAGCAUUUCAGUCCAACCUGAGGCUGUCCCAGGUGGCUCUCCAUCUGCGUACGCCGACAUUACCAUGAUAGACUUGCAGCCCAAUGUCGCCGAGCCGGAACACGAGCGAACAGAUGAUCGCAGCACCGAAAACGCCAACUUCCUUCGUCCAGACAAUGCCCCGAAAAUGAUCCCCGAACUCACCAAACGAAGCGAUACGGGCGAAUGUACUCAUCUCCCGACCGAUACACCACGGCUGCACCCAAUUCCUUCUCCUGGACUUCCAGCUCCUUCGCCGCUUGUGUCGUCGAACAGUCCCAGCGGCUAUUUCACGCCAGUAGUUGAAGCUGAUGUCGCAAUCCAAUCAAAAACACCCUUAGUUUCCUCUUCGGAAGUAACAUCUGAACACCGUGAUAUUACUUCUCCACCACAUAUCCAGUCCGACGGCGAGGCAAUGCAUAUCGAUGGGGACGAUGCUGUGACUGUUUACACUGAUGAUAUGCAGGUAUUGCCUGACUCUAUUUCUCCUUCUGGCAGGACACCGUCCAGUCCUCAAGUUUUGGGCGGCAAGGCCGUUGAAAGCGCGCCUGCGGCGGACCAGCAACCAGACGAACCAAGGGAAGAGACAUCACCUCAGGCCGAAAUGGAGGCAGCGGAUGCAGUUACACCUAUUGUUCAUUCUGGCGGACCGGAUUCAGACUCGGAGCGUCAAAUUGAAGAUAGGAAAAACGGAGAGAUGAGUGUUGAACCUGAGAGCUCAGAGAAGGGAGAAGAAUCCGAACGGGAUCAGCGGCCUUUUGGAAGACAAAGCCAGGAAUCAGAGGACGAGAGCGAGAGGUUCACAGAUACGAGGAGUGAGCUUAAGGAAUAUGAUGAAGAAGAGGAUGAGGCGGCGGUGGAAGCAGCAGAUAGUGAAGAAGCUCUCGUUGCCCGAAGGGCAUCACACUCCCCAGAAAAGAGUCGAGAUGUGUCCGAGGAGCCGGCUCCUCUCUACGAUGAUGAGGCUCAGGAAGAGGACGAGGCCGCGGGCUAUCAAGAUGAGUACGAAGGCGAUUAUGAGGAGGAUUACGACGAGGAGGAGCUAGAAGAUAAACCUCAAUAUGAGUAUUAUGGGUCAGGAUCAGAGGACGAAUCAGAUUACGAAGGGGAGCCUCAACCUCGAUCUGCGCCGAGGAGUACGGAACCAGAAGUCAUUGUUCUAGACAGCGACAGCGAGGACGAACUCUCUACCCAGCAGCGCAACGAUACGGGUCGCAGAGAAAUGGAAGAAGAUUCAGAAGGUUCUUACGGCUUGGAGGACGAGGUGGAACCGAGGAAGGAAGUCAAUGAUGAGCCAGAUCUUGCCCAUGAACUUGAAGACCAGGAGGGCAUAGAGGAUGCUGAGGAUCUGGAGCAGGAAAGGGAAGCUCAAGACGUAUCAAACCAAGCGUAUGAUGAAAUGGAGGAGUACAAUGACGACCAAGCGCAAGACCACGAAAUCGAGGGUCAGUCGGAAAAUGACAGCAUGGGGGAAGAUAGGUCUCCAAUCUAUGAACAAGCUGCAGAAGAACAGGGAACUGAAAGCGAACAAUUGUACAGAAAAGCGCGCGAUGAGGAACCGGUAGAGAUUCUUCACGCGACUGGCCAGGAUCGACCUGAUGUGGAAAUGGGCACAACUUCCGCAGGGCCGCGAGAGCAUUAUGAGCAGGAACCGACACAUAAUGAAGCGUCAGCGCCUUACGAGUACCUCGAAGAUUCCCAUUUCACCACUGACCAUCCGCAUGACUCCCUUGAUUAUCUUGCCGCAAUAUCAGAGUCUGCUGAGCGCAUAGAGACUGUCUCCGAAAGUGUUCAACAGGCCUAUGAGGCGGCCAUUGAUCCUAGCCUGUACGAAGUUGGGGCAGUGCAAAGCGAUCUCGCUCGGGAAAUGGGCGCCGAUGACCGUCAGCAAUCGGUCGCCAGCAACGGGGCCUCAGAAUCCUCAGAAUCACUAGAAAACAGACGCGCAAGAGAUUUGGCCCUACAGCUGGAUGGCGCCUCCCCAGCAGUAUACGCUGAGUCCGCUGAGGCGACCGUGUCCAUAACAACUGUUCACGCAGCCGAGCAAUUGGUCACCCCAGGUCCUUCCCAGCUUGUCGAAACUGAUAAGGCUCCUACCUUCAUUGAGACUAGGGACCGAGUGCUACUGACGCCAGACAUAACCCAGACUACGGAUGAACAACCAUCGACUCCUCCGGAAACUCGAACAAACGGCGUCUCAGAAGGAAGUCCUUCAGUGACAGUGGCAGUUAAAGUGGAGAAUACCUCAAAUGGCUUGGAACAGGAAAUAGAAAGCGAACCUGAAGCACCUAUGGUAGUAGUGGACGCUGCGGAGCCUACACUCUCUGACGAAAGCCAAAAGGUGCAAGCCAGCAUCGAAGUCGACCACGAAACCGAGGCAGGCGUUGGCGCAACCCACCUUUCUCCGGUAGACAGACAUUAUCCCGGACUGCGAAGCAAACUCUCCUACUUUGCACCGCUUGCAACUCUUAUCGAUCACUAUAACGCCUUGGUUGACACUAUCUCCAUAGCCUGUGAUGUCCAGCCCGCGACGAAGGCUGCUGCCGGAAAGAAGGACUUUAUAUUGACCUUACAACUCACUGAUCCCUCGAUGGCCGGGACAGCCCUCUACGCCCAGAUCUUACGUCCGUACAAGUCAGCCCUGCCAUCGCUUCAAGAAGGUGACGCUGUCCUACUUCGAAACUUUCGCGUCAAAAGCUUCGACCACUCUGUCAUCCUAGUCAGCGACAGCACAAGCGCAUGGGCCGUUUACUCCGCCUCCUUCGGAGAGCCCGAUGUAACCGGCCCACCUAUCGAGGUUAGCAGUGAGGAAAAGACCUUCGCCACCGAUUUGCGGCAGUGGUACCUGGAAGGCGGAAUGGCCAUGGUGGCAGAUAAUCAACUCCAAGCCUCCAUAGGCAGGGAAAGCAGAGAAGGGACGCCGGAUAGUAGCGUUGCGCAGAGCGAUGCUGGGGAUCUGGAUAUGGCCCUCCGUGAAGUCCGUGGGGAUACAACUUCAAGUCGAGGGUCGAGGAGGAGAAAGUCGCAUCGGAGGAUUACAAUUCAUGAAUUAAGAGAUGGGAGGAGGUAUACUGAGGUUGGGUCUUCGCCCGGGGAGGGAAGUAUUCAUGAGCUGCGGGAUGGUACUGUUUAUGCGAAUCUUUGA
Molecule: messenger RNA, 3972 nt
Organism: Aspergillus calidoustus
Lineage: Eukaryota; Fungi; Ascomycota; Eurotiomycetes; Eurotiales; Aspergillaceae
Source: the annotation of a GenBank genome assembly